Spinacia oleracea (spinach) is the source of this 1011-nucleotide messenger RNA. RefSeq lists its product as uncharacterized. The transcript has 2 exons. The record is from RefSeq and is a predicted model, not a curated record. NCBI's taxonomy places the organism in Eukaryota, Viridiplantae, Streptophyta, Magnoliopsida, Caryophyllales, Amaranthaceae. Bases 233 to 604 code for a protein of 123 amino acids.
CUUACGUCUCUUGCUUAAUGAAAUAUAAAUCAAGUGGGUAGAAAUCCGUACGAUGACAUUAUCAAUAGUAUUAUAAUUUGUAAAAUGGAAAACUAGAUCAAUUUGGUAGCUUGUCUUAACCAAACUCCUUAACUCCGUUAUAUAAUACCCUCACAAACCUACUACAAUUUUCUACCAACUCUGUUUCUGCUAAUAAGUUCUGGUUUCUUCUUAGAGUUGUGGGUUGAAAUUAAUGGGGUUCAAAAAUGUGGCAAGUCUGCUAUUACUAACCAUGCUAGCCACUAUAGCCUUGACAUCCAAGUCCCAAUACCUCGAGAUUUCAAACGACCAAUUAAUACACUCUCAACCAAGUGGGUUAGUUCACCAAGCAGUGGCAGAGACCCUCCCAAGACGACCCACGAGGGUGCUUAAGACUCUUGGCAGACGGCGGAGACCACCAGUCCGCAGACCACCAGCACCUAACCAUGCAGUACACGUUUAUUUCUCACCACCAUCUCCACCAACUCCCCCUCCUCCUCCUCCUCCUAUCUGCAGACCAAUCAGUCAAAGCCAUGAUCAUCCGCAAAGCUUAAAAAGUCAAGGGAAGAGAAGCUAUCUGCCAUAACCAGUAGCAUGUGCUCCUUCUGGCCUGUGCCUGAGGCACCCACAUGCUCACACCUCUGUAGUUCUGUAACAGCGGAACCUGUACUCUCUCCGACCCGCCUGGAAAAGUUUGUCUACUUCAUAAACUAUAUAACUGACAUGAAUUGUGACUCACAUCAGCAACUCAUUUUAUGAAGCGCACAAAAUAUCCAGAUAUGCAUAGUUUACGACGUGCACAAAGUAUUUAAGACUUGCCUUUCUCCUGAUUAUUUCUGCUAAAGUAACUUAAUAGGUUCCUAUUUGGAUUUGAUCCCCAUGUACUCUUCAUUUUUGUUAUUUUCUUACUGUUCCUCUGUUCGAUGAUAAUAAUUGUACUAUUAAUUUCCUGAAUAUCAGUUUUUAUGUUAAACAACUUCCCUUUUCCUUUCA